AUGAAUGCUAAAGCUGUUUUACUAAUAAACUUGAAUAUAAUCAUACUGAUUUCAAUAUGCUCGGACCAUUGGGUCUUAGUAAAGGUUAGGCAGAUAGAACCUCCAUCGCAUUGCUCCAUAGUUUCUCAUGUGGAAAUGUCUUGGUUACAUUGUCCCAACCAAACUUACGCUUUAGUAGAACAACAUGCAAGCCUCUUUCGACAGUGCUCUGAUCUUACAGAAGGAUAUCGACGGAAUGUUUCCAAAGAUGGACGUUUGUACGGAGACUCGUGUAGUUGGUUUAUAUUUGAUCCAAACGAAACCUGGAGAUUGGUUGAUACAAAUUGGGGAAUAGAUAUUUUCAACGCUCUCUUCGCCACAACAAGCAUAUUGCUGAAUCUCGCUGCUCUGCAACAACAUACGCUUAAGAAUAUUUCGAGAUUUCUAAUGGGGGCGUUGAUUAGUCUUCUGAUUUCAAUCAUUGUAACAUUCUAUACCAUACAUCUUACAAACACAAGAAAACCAUUGAACGAGGGACAGUAUAUGUAUUAUGCAGAAGCAGGUUGGAGCAUUAUAUGUGCUUGUGUGGCUCUUGCUCUACUUGGAAUAGCAGUGUACGUUCAUGUCACACAGCAUCGAGUGAUGAUGGAGAGACGAAGGAGUCAGAGAAGAAGAAGGCAAAUUCACAACGCUAUCAUGUCUUCAUGUAAACAAGAAAUAGCUUUAGCAAUACGAGCAAGAAUGACUGUUUUAUAA
Auanema sp. JU1783 is the source of this 735-nucleotide messenger RNA. NCBI's taxonomy places the organism in Eukaryota, Metazoa, Nematoda, Chromadorea, Rhabditida, Rhabditidae. The record is from the annotation of a GenBank genome assembly.